Coffea eugenioides is the source of this 3023-nucleotide messenger RNA. Its product is annotated as subtilisin-like protease SBT3.9. Lineage: Eukaryota; Viridiplantae; Streptophyta; Magnoliopsida; Gentianales; Rubiaceae. Gene Ontology annotation, molecular function: serine-type endopeptidase activity. The transcript is spliced from 11 exons. The record is from RefSeq and is a predicted model, not a curated record. The coding region runs from base 532 to 2823 and encodes 763 amino acids. Gene Ontology annotation, biological process: proteolysis.
UCCCAUCCCUCUCUCACCAGUCUUUCACGUUUCAACUUUCAAGACACUUUUUUCUUGAAAAAAAAAAAAAUAAUAAAACAGUUUACCACAAAAACUCACAAAAUCCCAAGAGUUAAAUUGGUCAUAAAGAUAGAAUCUCACGUCUUAAUAGUUGCUUCAAUCUGUUCCAUCCCGUGUACGCCCAUUCCACCACUAGCCUUUAGGCCAUUCAUAUUUGAGGGUCGCUAGGAAAAGGCCACCUUUCUACUCUUUCUUGCUUUCUAACAGCAUAGUAGUACUUGUGAAUAUUCUCCCACCCUUUUCCGUCUCUCCCCUCUGUUUCAAACCAUUCUGCUGCUCUGCAACCUGCAUCACCCCCUCACCCUCUUCGACCAUAAAUUACUGAUAACAUAGUACGGUGUUAGCAUCCUCGUCACUUAGUUAUUUCCUCCACUGUAAAAACCCAAUCUCGUUUCUUAAACUCCUUGUGUUUUAUGGUUUAGUAGAAUCAUUUUGCUUAUCUGGGCUUUAUCCGGGAUAAGGAAAUAAGAUAUGGGUUCAUUUUGUACCAGUAAAAGGAGUGCUCUUUAUGCUAUCUUUCUUUGUGUUUUUCUUGUUCAGCUAUGCCACUCUGCUUCUUCCAAGUUGUAUGUGGUUUAUAUGGGCAGCAGAGGAAGUGAUGAGCCAGAUGAGAUUUUGAGGCUAAACCGUCAAAUGCUUACUGUUGUCCACAAAGGAAGUGUGGAACAAGCAAUGGACUCGCAUGUGCGUAGUUAUAGACAUGGUUUUCGAGGCUUUGCUGCCAAGUUGACGGAAGAACAAGCUUCUGAAAUUGCAAAAAUGCCCGGAGUAGUAUCCGUAUUUCCCAAUACCAAGAGGAGUCUGCACACUACUCAUUCAUGGGAUUUUAUGGGCCUCAUUAAUGAAGAGACUAUGGAAAUACCUGGUUAUUCAACCAAAAAUCAAGUGAAUGUUAUUAUUGGUUUCAUUGAUACAGGAAUUUGGCCUGAGUCACCAAGUUUCAGUGACGCUGACAUGCCUCCAGUGCCAGUUGGAUGGAAAGGAGAAUGCCAAUCAGGGGAAGCAUUUAAUGCUUCAACAUGCAAUAGGAAAGUAAUAGGUGCAAGAUAUUACUAUAGUGGCUAUGAAGCUGAAGAAGAUGCAGGAGAGACCACCACGUCUUUUAAGUCCCCAAGGGACAGCUCAGGCCAUGGCAGUCACACAGCUUCAACUGCUGCUGGUCGUUAUGUGCAGAACAUGAAUUAUAAGGGCUUAGCAGCUGGAGCAGCCAGAGGGGGUGCACCAAUGGCUAGGAUUGCAGUGUACAAGACUUGCUGGAGCUCUGGUUGCUAUGAUGUUGAUCUUUUGGCUGCUUUUGAUGAUGCAGUUAGAGAUGGAGUUCAUAUCAUUUCUCUAUCUCUAGGACCUGAUGCUCCCCAGGGCGAUUACUUCAAUGAUGCCAUUUCCAUAGGGUCGUUCCAUGCAGUUAGCCGGGGAAUAGUGGUGGUUGCUUCAGCUGGAAAUGAAGGAAGUGCUGGAUCAGCAACAAACCUUGCUCCAUGGCUGAUUACUGUUGCUGCUAGUUCAACCGAUAGGGAUUUUAGAUCUGAUAUCAUUUUGGGAAAUAGAGCUCAUGUCACGGGAGAAAGCCUGACUCCACUUGAGAUGAAUGCAUCAGCACGAAUCAUCCCUGCUUCUGAAGCUUAUGCUGGAUAUUUCACUCCUUAUCAAUCCAGUUACUGUUUAGAUAGUUCUUUGAAUAGUACAAAGGCGAGAGGGAAGGUUCUGGUUUGCAGACAUUCUGGAAGUUCAACUGAGUCAAAGCUAGCAAAAAGUGUAGUUGUUAAUGAAGCUGGGGGAGUCGGGAUGAUUUUAAUAGAUGAAUCAGACAAGGAUCUUGCUGUUCCCUUUGUCAUCCCUGCAGCAAUUGUUGGGAAGCAAUUGGGUUCGAAAAUCCUGUCUUAUAUCAAUAAUACACGAAAGCCUUUGUCAAGAAUUCUAUCUGCUCAGACUGUACUGGGAUCUCAACCUGCUCCUCGAAUAACAGCAUUUUCUUCAAAAGGCCCCAAUGUUCUUACCCCCGAAAUUUUGAAGCCUGAUGUUGCAGCUCCUGGGUUAAACAUUCUGGCUGCCUGGUCUCCAGCAACUGCAAAAUUAAAGUUUAAUAUUCUAUCUGGAACUUCAAUGGCCUGCCCACACGUAACUGGGAUUGUGGCUCUUAUAAAAGCAGUGCAUCCUUCAUGGUCACCAUCUGCUAUCAAAUCUGCAAUUAUGACAACAGCUACUGUUUUGGAUAAGCAUCACAAGCCAAUCACAGCAGACCCUGAGGGGAGAAGAGGAAAUGCAUUUGAUUAUGGCUCUGGCUUUAUAAACCCCUCUAAAGUACUUGAUCCAGGUCUAGUUUAUGAUGCGAAGCCUACAGAUUAUAAAGCCUUUCUCUGUUCAAUUGGUUAUGAUGAGAGAUCGCUUCACCUGAUCACAAGAGACAACAGCACCUGCGCUCAAUCAUUUGCAACAGCAUCUGACCUUAAUUAUCCAUCUAUUGUAGUCCCUAAUCUUAAACAGAACUUCUCUGUGAUCAGAACUUUGACGAAUGUGGGAAGGCAAAGAAGUAUCUACAAAGCUGUUGUAUUUGCUCCCAAAGGAGUCAAUGUUACCGUUGUACCUCGACGAAUAGUCUUUGAUAGCUACGGGCAAAAGAUUAACUUCACUGUCAAUUUUAAGGUAGCUGCUCCACCAACGGGUUAUGUUUUUGGAUCUCUGUCGUGGAGGAACAGAAGAUCAUGGAUAACAUCCCCGCUUGUCAUCCGAGCAAUGCAUUCCAAGAUGGGACUGGUAUUUUAGGCCUGGCUUUAGAAGAGAGACAGCUCGUGGCUUCUGAAAUUACAGCAGAUAUAGGCAAGUAAAAGCAAAUGUACAUUCAUAAGAUAAAGACAGGAAGAGUUUCCUGCAUUAUUGAAUGCACACAUUCUUUUGAAGAUAGCAAAAAUGUGAUCAGUUGCAGUCUACCGCAAAUAUGCAUAAUUUCGAACUUAUUCAUUGUC